AUCUGCGAAAAGACAAAAAUAAAGAUCUGAAUAGGAACCAAAAAGAACCAACGAGGACGCUCAAAGCAUAAGACUCCAAACCGUCAGCAUGUUUUCAACAGCAAACUCCUCCAAAGUGAUGGCUGCCUGUGUGGUGGCGAUGAUGAUGAUGAUGAUGAUGAUGGUGGAGGGAGCAGCCUUAACAAAACACCCGGCGAAGACACACAAGAAUUCGUCUGUUGAAGCGGCGGGAAAAAUGGUCCACCUGCAGAUUGACCCCAAAGCUUUUGUUCCUAUCAAAACCACCAGGCCGCUGCAGGACGCCUCCAUCUCCCCGUGGACAUACAACACCACCCAGGACGACUCUCUGCUCCAUCCUCUGUCGGAGGCUCGCUGUUCGCUGCGCGGCUGUCGGGACUCGGAGGGCCGUGAGGACCUGAACCUGGAGUCCAGACCCAUCAUGCACCAGGUGCUGUUGCUGCGCCGGGUCAUGUCGGCGGGGGAGGAGCCCAGCUACCACUUCAAGCUGGAGUCCCGUCUCAUCGCCGUGGGCUGCACCUGUGUCCGACCCAUCGUCCUUCACCAAGCCUGAAGACCAGCAGAGACCGCACCGGCAGAAGCUUCUGUCUGGAAGAACAAGAAAAAAAAAAAGUUAAAAAUGUUAUAACCUGCUUACGAUUUAAUAAGUAGAAACUGUUAUUUUGGAGGAGAGAAAGGUAUAAUGUGAAGAUUUAUGAUUUGAUUUUAAUAACUUCUGAUCGAUCUGAGUGAAGGAGAGGUAGAUCUUAGAGUCAUCUGCAUAGAAACUGAUAUCGUGCUCUGAAAUAUUGAACCUAAAUGUGGUAUAUAUAUAUUACUAUCUAAUAGUUAAUCGUGACUUUAAAAAUCAGAGUGGAGAGUCUCACAAGACAUCAUGCCAAAUAUCUGACUUAAUACAUUAUCAUUUAGGAUGCAUUGUAAAUUAAAACUAGUAGUUAAUAUGUCAUGAUUUAGAUAGAAGAAUUAACUCCAGCUUUUCAUCCGUGUAUUUAAUUUGAUGUGAGGUGAAAGUUUUCCUACAUGCUGCUCUGUGAUCCGCUGGAUGGUAAAUUAAUCUAUUAACUUAUUUUCUUUUGUUUACAUUCUUUAAAUUUGUCUCCAGAGAAAUGGAGAAACUAGACAACUACACUUUGGAGAUGAAGUUUAAAACAGAUUAUUAUUAUUAUUAUUAUUAUUAUUAUUAUUAUUGGAUGUGUUUCAUAUAGUAUGUUCUAUUUAUGGUUUAUUUAAAUUAUUUCCUAUUUAAAACAUAUUUCAUUAGGUAUUUAUUGGUGAUAUAUUAAUGUUGAUGUAUUUAUUCAGAGGCUGG
Molecule: messenger RNA, 1327 nt
Organism: Sebastes umbrosus (honeycomb rockfish)
Lineage: Eukaryota; Metazoa; Chordata; Actinopteri; Perciformes; Sebastidae
Gene: il17a/f1
Product: interleukin 17a/f1
Exons: 3
Coding region: 89-571 (160 amino acids)
Biological process (GO): inflammatory response
Cellular component (GO): extracellular region
Molecular function (GO): cytokine activity
Source: RefSeq, a predicted model, not a curated record